GACUUACUUGUAAUGUUGUAUGUGAACCCCUUCUUAUUUGAGCCCUUAAUUGUUUAUUUGAUUAUACGAAACAAUUGUAACAUGGUGAUAACCACACUACUAGAUCAAACUCAAACACUUCUUGAUGCCCUAAUGCACUUAAUCAUUAGAUUGAACCUCCAAAUGUCAUGUCUUUAGAAAAAGGGGCGCUACAAAUGGGUGAUUAAUCACUAGGGCUCUAUGUGGUGGAAUAAGCAGAUCUCUCUGUGACUUAUCUUUUCAAGGUGUCCAAUCUGAUAUAGUCAAAGAACUUAAGCUUCUCAUAUAUUUUAAUGGAACCAGAUGGCCUUUGAAGAAUAGGAAUAAAUCCUUUCUGUAAUGGAAAUAAAUUUGGAUGAAUUUGCCAGACUGUGCAAUGUCAUUGCACUAAAAUUUGAAGAGAAAGAUUCACAAUCGAUCUUUGAGAAGUGUCCAAAUAUCUAUCAUUCACCAGCAUCAAAGAAAUUGAGACACUUCAUCCGAAGCCCUACAUUUGAGUACAUAAUAGUGUUCAUUCUCCUUGUCAAUCUUGUUGCUGUUAUUGUUGAAACUACGCUUGAUGUGCAGAAUAACUCAGCUCAAAUCUUUUGGCAGAAGGCAGAGACCAUCUUCGGCUGGUUGUAUGCCAUCGAGAUGGCAUUAAAAGUGUACACCUAUGGAUGUGAGAAUUAUUGGAGGGAUGGUAAAAAUCAGUUUGAUUUUUGCAUCACUUGCUUCAUUGGUAUUGAAGAAAUAACUACUUUGGUAUGCCCUCAUGGUCUGACUUUCAUGUCCAACGGAAAUUGGGAAUUAUUUCGUGAAGAGCGGCGUCUUUUCACACAAAAUGCUUUCAAGCAAGAAAGUAUUCAUACUGUUGCAUUUGCUGCUCAAGGAAAAAGAAAGGACAGGGAUAUGAGCACCACGCAAUGCUAUAGUUGCAAAGAAUAUGGUCAUAUUGUAGUAAGAAGUUCUGCAGUUAUUGUAAGCAGCACGGGCAUAUUAUCAAAGAGUGUCCCACACGUCCUCAAAACCAUAAGAUGAAUGCUUUUCAAGCUGGGAUAAAUGGUUCGACUGAUGAUCACUCAUCUUCAACUGAAACUAGCAACCAGUUUGCUACUCCAACAGUUGGACAUGUUCUUACUCCUGAAAUGGUACAACAAAUGAUUGUGUCAGCCUUUUCAGGUUUGGGGCUACAAGGUACCGAUAUUAUAUCUAAUUUUUGGCUUGUUGAUUCUGGCACUUCCAAUCAUAUGACAAACUCAACUAGCAUGCUAAAAAAUGUACGUGACUAUCAUGGUCCAUCACAAAUUCAGAUUGCGAAUGGUAGUAAUUUACCCAUUACCAAGGUUGGGGAUAUUACUCAAACUUUCAAGAAUGAUUUUGUAUCACCAAAGCUCUCAACUAGUCUUAUUUCAGUUGGCCAAUUGGUAGAUAAUAAUUGUGAUGUGAAUUUUUCUCGUAAUGGUUGCCUUGUGCAGGAUCAGGUGUCGGGGACGAUAAUCGCGAAGGGGCCUAAAGUUGGAAGAUUGUUUCCUAUACGUUUUUCCAUUCCUCAUGUUCUGUCUUUUGCUUGUACUUCUACAGCUAGUAAAACGGAGGUUUGGCAUAAGCGUCUGGGACAUCCAAAUUCUAUAGUGUUGUCUCAUUUAUCAAAUUUUGGUUUAUUGGGAAAUAAAAAUCAGUUUUUAGCUGCUUCAUUUGAUUGUUCUAUUUGUAAAUUAGGCAAAAGUAAAACUCUUCCUUUUCCUAAUUUUGGUAGUCGUGCUAAAGAGUGUUUUGAUGUCAUUCACAGUGAUGUUUGGGGCAUUUCACCAAUUAUUUCUCAUGCUCAUUUCAAAUACUUGGCUUGUUGAUUCUGGCACUUCCAAUCAUAUGACAAACUCAACUAGCAUGCUAAAAAAUGUACGUGACUAUCAUGGUCUAUCACAAAUUCAGAUUGCGAAUGGUAGUAAUUUACCCAUUACCAAGGUCGGGGCUAUUACUCAAACUUUCAAGAAUGAUUUUGUAUCACCAAAGCUCUCAACUAGUCUUAUUUCAGUUGGCCAAUUGGUAGAUAAUAAUUGAGAUGUGAAUUUUUCUCGUAAUGGUUGCCUUGUGCAGGAUCAGGUGUCGGGGACGAUAAUCGCGAAGGGACCUAAAGUUGGAAGAUUGUUUCCUAUACGUUUUUCCAUUCCUCGUGUUCUGUCUUUUGCUUGUACUUCUACAGCUAGUAAAUCGGAGGUUUGGCAUAAGCGUCUAGGACAUCCAAAUUCUAUAGUGUUGUCUCAUUUAUCAAAUUCUGGUUUAUUGGGAAAUAAAAAUCGGUUUUUAGCUGUUUCAUUUGAUUGUUCUACUUGUAAAUUAGGCAAAAGUAAAACUCUUCCUUUUCCUAAUUUUGGUAGUCGUGCUAAAAAGUGUUUUGAUGUCAUUCACAGUGAUGUUUGGGGCAUUUCACCAAUUAUUUCUCAUGCUCAUUUCAAAUACUUUGUGACAUUCAUAGAUGAUUAUAGUCGGUUUACAUGGGUGUAUUUUCUUUGUUCCAAAUCUGAGGUAUUUUCCAUAUUCAAGACAUUUUUGGCUUACAUUGAGACUCAAUUUUUUACAUGCAUCAAAAUAUUAAGAUCUGAUUCUAGUGGAGAAUAUAUGUCUCAUGAAUUCAAUAAUUUCUUGCUUGAGAAAGGAAUCAUCUCACAACGCUCUUGCCAUAUACACCACAACAAAAUGGGGUUGCUGAGCGUAAAAAUCGUCAUCUUUUAGAUGUAACUCGUACUUUUGAUUGAGUCCUCUGUCCCAUCUAAAUACUGGGUGGAAGCUUUGUCUACUGCUGUCUAUUUAAUUAAUAGACUGACAUCUAAAGUGUUAAAUCUUGAGUCUCCAUAUUAUCGUCUUUAUCACCAUAAUCCUAGCUAUCAUAAUUUUCAUACAUUUGGUUGUGUUUGUUUUGUGCAUCUGCCUCCUUUUCAACGCAAUAAACUUUCUGCUCAGUCUACUAAAUAUGCUUUUAUGGGUUAUAGUACUUCGCAGAAAGGGUUUAUUUGCUAUGAUCAAAGUUCCGACAAAUUUCGUAUUUCUAGAAAUGUUGUUUUCUUUGAAAAUCAAUAUUUCUUUUCCACUCAUGUUGAGUCAUCUUCUGUUUCUCCUCUGCUUCCUACUUUUGAGGAUUUGUCAUCUUCUUUUAAGCGGUUCAAACCCGGAUAUGUGUAUGAACGACGUCACUUAACUUUACUCCAUUGCGAAACUGAUCCGCCACCUGAGACUGCUCCACAACCAGAAUAUGAGAUAUCUUCAAGGCCUGCUCCUCUUGAGCCUACUCGGCGAUCUACCAGAGAACGAAAUACUCUUAAUAGUUAUGGUUUUUCCUCUACUUUAUCCACUAUUUCUGUUCCAACUUGUUACUCACAAGCUUGCAAGCAUGAAUGUUGGCAGAAUGCAAUGGAGGAAGAACUUUUGGCUCUUAAAGAAAAUAACGCAUGGGACAUUGUUUCAUGUCCUUCAAAUGUCCGCCCAAUUGGAUGUAAAUGGGUUUAUUCAAUUAAACUUCAUUCUGAUGGAACUCUAGAUCGGUACAAAGCUCGCUUGGUUGUUCUUGGUAACAAACAGGAGUAUGGUGUGGAUUAUGAGGAGACUUUUGCACCAGUAGCAAAAAUGACUACGGUGCGAACUAUUAUUGCCAUUGCUGCCUCACAGAAUUGGCCUCUUCAUCAAAUGGAUGUAAAAAAUGUUUUUCUCCAUGGUGAUCUGAAAGAAGAUAUUUAUAUGAAACCCCCACCUGGUUUGUUUUCAUCACCUACAUCAGAUGUUUGCAAGUUGAAGCGGUCUUUGUAUGGAUUAAAACAAGCUCCCAGUUCUUGGUUUGACAAGUUUCGAUCUACUUUGCUUCACUUCUCUUUUGAACAAAGUAAAUAUGACCCAUCUUUGUUUCUUCGACAAACAUCUACAGGUUGUGUUCUUCUUCUGGUAUAUGUGGAUGACAUCAUUAUAACAUAAACUGAUUCUUUAUUAAUCACUAGCCUCCAACAGCAGCUUAAGGAUUCUUUUCACAUGAAAGAUCUUGGUACUCUAACAUAUUUCUUGGGGUUGGAAGUUCAUUAUAAUUUUUUAGGUAUGUUCUUAAACCAGCACAAAUAUACUCAGGAUUUGAUUGCUUUGGCUGGUUUUCAAGAAUCUUCCUCUGUUGAUACUCCAUGAGAAUUGAAUGUAAAGUAUCGUCGCGAUGAAGGGGAUCUUCUUCCUGAUCCAACUUUGUUUCGACAAUUAGUUGGGAGCCUAAAUUAUCUUGUUAUUACUCGGCUUAAUAUCUCUUUUGCAGUUCAACAAGUCAGUCAAUUUAUGCAGACUCCCCGUCAUCUGGUGGCAGUUCGUUCAGGAACAUCAACUCAUGGAUUAUUCUUUCCUGGUGGUUCUCCUAUUCAGCUUAAUGCAUUUAGUGAUUCUGAUUGGGCCGGAUGUCCUGAUACUCGCUGCUCCGUCACGGGAUGGUGCAUGUUUCUCGGAGAUUCUUUGAUAUCUUGGAAGAGCAAGAAGCAAGAUCGUGUUUCAAAAUCUUCAACGGAGUCUGAAUAUCGAGCAAUGUCGACUGCUUGCUCCGAAAUUAUUUGGCUUCGUGGUUUACUUGCAGAAAUUGGAUUUCCUCAAUCUAAUCCUACUCCUCUCCAUGCUGAUAACACAAGUGCCAAUCAGAUUGGUUGCAAUCCAGUUUAUCACGAAAGAACCAAGCAUAUUGAAGUGGACUCUCAUUCUAUAAGAGAAGCUGUAGAUAGAAGAGUUAUUACUCUUCCACAUGUAUCCAGUGAUCUUCAAAUAGCUGAUGUGUUUACAAAAUCAAUGGCACGACAGCGUCAUCAGUUUCUAGUAGGCAAAUUGAUGUUUUUCGAUCCACCAGCAUCAAUUUGAGGGGGGUGUUAGCAUAAUGGACAGAUUGUAGAAUAUCUACACUAAUAUAUUCUCGAUAUGGUGAAUAUAUGGGAUAUUAUUAGGGAUAUUCUACAUUUAGUGUAGAAUAUUGUGUAGCAUUAGUUGUAGAAUAUAUGAAGAAUAUUUUGUAGGAUUUACAUUUAGUGUAGGAUAUUUUCUCUUGUGUAUAAAUACCAAUGUAUCUGAUGUAUUUGAAUCAAGUAAUUGAGAUAGUCA
Nicotiana tabacum (common tobacco) is the source of this 5106-nucleotide messenger RNA. Its product is annotated as two pore calcium channel protein 1A-like. Gene Ontology annotation, molecular function: voltage-gated calcium channel activity. Gene Ontology annotation, biological process: calcium ion transport; transmembrane transport. The record is from RefSeq and is a predicted model, not a curated record. Lineage: Eukaryota; Viridiplantae; Streptophyta; Magnoliopsida; Solanales; Solanaceae. Gene Ontology annotation, cellular component: plant-type vacuole; vacuolar membrane.